Molecule: messenger RNA, 5588 nt
Organism: Chlamydomonas reinhardtii
Lineage: Eukaryota; Viridiplantae; Chlorophyta; Chlorophyceae; Chlamydomonadales; Chlamydomonadaceae
Exons: 6
Coding region: 298-3441 (1047 amino acids)
Source: RefSeq, a predicted model, not a curated record
CAUCAAGGCUACGACCCAGCGUCAUCGACUGUGGUCUCCAUUCGUUACUUGCAACGCUGUGUGAUACUUUAUCUCAGUGACCAGUUACCACGUAUGGUGCAGGCAUUGGUUAUGAGUAGAAGUUUGGGUCAAUAAUUAAGUAAGCGAUGCAGAACGUGACUGCUUUACAUACUGCUUCAUAAUCAGCGGCGACGAUAUACAAAACCAUCUGCACAGCGAGGCCAUAGUCGAGGGCAUAAGUCUGCCCAAAGCAUUACCAGUUCCACACCCCCAGUUGGGGAUUGGGGGCCUUCAAGAAUGUGUCACAUUUCAACACCAAAACACUCUCGAUCCAAUGAACUAAGCCAGGGGGAGACCUCGAGCAGCCCCCAGAGAGGCACUUCCAUCGGCACUGACCGUCCCGUUGGCGCCGACUGCCUCAAUCGAGAUGCCCUGCGGCGCCACGUAUUGCUGCGCUCCGCAAACAUUUCGCAACAGAGGACUGACCAGGUGGCCGGUGAGAGCCCGCUGACAACCGCGACUGGCGCCCGGCGGACAAUCGUGAUAGACCUGGACGUCCUUUGCUGUGACGUCAAGGUGUAUGGCCAUGCAAAGCGCUUCGUGCAUCGCGUCUGGCCCCGGCCGCAUGCGCGGCUGUUCCUGCAGACUGUGUCGCCACACUUUCGCCUGGCUGUGUGGAGCCGGGCAUCCGCCGCGCACAUUGAUGCGGCGUUGCUGGCGCUGGAUCCAAGGAAGGAGUUCCUGCCUCGCAGGGCUCCAGCGCCGGGCACAAGCAGCGCUGCCGCCGCUGAGGAGACUCUGCUGCCCGUGGCACAACUCGACCUUGGGGGCGCCAUGGGCCGCAACCACCGCCACGCCCGUACCCAGAACCACAGUCACGCCGAGUCGGGCAUGGAGGACUUGCUGGUUUGGGAUGGGGAUGAGGAGGACGCGGACGUGUCCUACGAGGAGGAGGAGGGCUUUUGCACUUUGGACCAGGAGGAUGACGAGGACGGCGAUGAAUCCGAGGGCAAGGGGCGGCAGCUGGCGGCGAGCGCCAGCGAGGGUGGCCACGCCGAUGUCGAGGCGGGCAGCAGAAACACGGGAGUGUGGACUAUCCUCGACGAUGGCGAGCUGGUGGAUCCCACGGAUGUGGUGGUGCUGGCGGCCGAUCGAGCCACCUUCGGCGCGUUGCAGGGUAGUGUCAUUGAAGUGGCGCCGUUCGAAUUCAACACGAGCAGUGCCGGCACCAGUGGCGCCACCGGCGGCCCCGAUGACGACGUGCUUUUGCGGCUGGCGGCCGUACUCGUGCGCUUCAUGGCGACCGCCCAAGCUACCGCGCCGCUGCCGACGCCGCUGCCUUCUCAGCACCAGCCGUGGAAGCCGCACGGUACUGCAUCCGCUGCCGGAGCACCGGCGGUCGCGUCCAGGACUUCGGUUGAGUCAGACUUGCAACAGCUGGGGCUGUGGGGCAUCCGCUUUGGCGACACUGGCAGUCAGACCACUGCCACCGCUGCUGCAGCGCCGCCUGAAACCGCGGCGGCCGCAGCCUCGGUGGCCGCGGCCGCCGCGCUCGGUGGGACAGCCAGCAGCAGCAGUGACUCAACUACACGGCGUCUAAAUGCCAUGGUUGUGGUAGCGGCAGAGGCUGAGGCUGAGGGCCUGUGCAACCAGCGGGCGGUGGUGCAGCAGGCAGCCGCAGCAGUGCAGCCACGGUCGCCCGUGCUCACCACGGACGUGGGGCUGGGCAUGGGCUGGGGCCACCCGCGCCUGUCGAUGCUGGAACUUGUGAACUUGGACAGCAGCAGUGAGGACGAGAGCGAGGGCGAGGGCGACUUGGAGGGGGAGUUCCAGAUUCUGGGCUGGCACAGGCUGGAGCGGCGGCACCGGCACGCGGGGAUGGCAGGAUCGCUGCCCGCCCUGGCGCCCGCUGGCGGCGGCGGCAGCAUCACAGGCGGCGCGGGCGCUGCUGCCAGCGCCAGCAGGCCACAGCAGCCUAACGUGGCUGGCGUGCGCGGGCGGGGCCAGCAGCAGCACCGACAGCAGCAGCAACAGCUCUUGCAAUUGCAGCAGCCCCGGUCCAUGCCAACGCUCACGACAUCACGACGCCUCGUGCGUGGCCCAAGGUCUCGAAUGCCGGGCCGCAGUGUGUCGCAGCUGCCACCCCUGAUUGAGGAGGAGGAGCCCUUGUGCGAGGCAUCCGGCGGUGCUGUCUGCGCUGGCGCAGCAGGUGAUUCGCCGGCCGCGGCUGCUGAGGGUGGCACACGGUCGCCACCCAGCUCUCCGGCGUCAACGUCCUUCUGCACAACCACCACCGGCACCACAAGCACCAGCAUGCCGCCUGACAGCGCUGGCGUCAGCCGCUCUGGAUCGCAGGAGCUGCAGUCGGGCUCCGCCAUCUGCACUCUGGACAUCAGCCAGAGCAAUGACGCAGGCGCGAGGCGAGAGAACCCCGCAGCCGGCAGUGCUGCCACCACAGCGGCUGCGUGGAAGCUUGCCCACCGCAGCAAGAGCUUUGGGGCUGACAAGUCGCGCGCGCAGGCACCGUGCUUUUUCUUUGGUCGCCGCCACCGCAACGUUGUGGACGCCACCAGUGCCUCUGCCGCCGGCAACAGCCCGCUGCCGUCUUGCGCGUCCCUCGCCUCGCCACCACUCGUAAUGCAGGGUGACGCCUGUGGCAGCGCGGCAAGCAGUGGUGACAGUGGAAGUGACAGCAGUGGCGAGGGUAAGCCCGGCGGCAGACUGGCAGGGCAGCUGCGGCGCCUGGUGUCGGCGCUGCAGCGGUCCGUGAGCAGCAGUGGCGGCGGACCGCGCGCCCGCGUUGAGGCCGCGCCUGGACUCUUGCCAUCCAGCCUGCUGCCAGCUCUGUCCAGCUGCAGCUUGGGCGGCAAGGGCGACACCAGCAGCACCAGCACCAACACCAGCGUCGCACAGCCUUUGGACGCAGCCGCUCACGACAGUCCACUUCCACCGCCGCAACUACAUUCAGGCUUGAGCGCCACUAUAACCUCCGUGCCGGCUGGUGGUUGCGGCGGGACUGCGCUGUGCGCCGAUGCUGCACUCACCACAUCGCAGAGCCUCGAAUCGGUGUCGGACAUGACAGCGGCGUCGGCAGUCUGGAUGUCGGGAGACUCAGACCAGGCUCAGGACCCCGCCGACGCCCGGUCCUCGCCAUGUGGGUUCCUCUGGUCCACCGAGUCAGCAGCAGCUGCGGUUGGGCCCCUGCUGCUGCUGCCACAUGCUGGGACAUGCGCUAGCAGCGGUAAGCAAUCGGCGAUCGCAGGGCCUGUGGCACACUUGGGCCAGGCGGUGUGCUCGGAGGAGGCGGCGGAGGAGGAGCAGGCAGAAGGGGUGGAGGGGCAGGAGGUGCUGCAGGAGGAGCAAGGUGCGGCGGAGCUGCUGGGCCAGGAGCCAGCGUCGCCCUUCACCCGCGGCCGCAUUACUGCGGCCCUUUUUAUUUGAUUACCUGCCGCCGCCGCCCUGCUCACUCGCGCCCUCGUACGGUGCCUAGAUAGCAGCUGCAUGUCGCGGCCGUGGUGGUAACAGCAGCAGCGGGCGCUCAUGGCACUCCCGACGCGGACGCCGACCACUCUUGUCCACGAGUGCACGUGCGCCUGCAGGCGUCGCAGCGGGUGAGGAGCCACGUGGCAGUAACGGUACCAGCCCUGCGGUUUCACUGGAGAUGGUGGGUGCACGGGUGCGUAGCAAUGCUGCUGCCUCCGGUCACAUUGGCAGGUCAUGCAUGGGCUGCAAGGCACAGAGCCAAGAGGGAGCGCGGAAAAUGUUGUCCGCACACGAGCAGUCGGCACCUGAAACCCGGGGUGCCGUAGACGGACCCUUGGCCUCGCCCACAUGCUUCCAGCGCGCUUCACUCCUUGGAUCCAGGUUGUAGUAGUUGUAGCUGCCUUGAAUUAAAAUUGUCUUGACAGGCUUGUUGCGACUUACGAAUGCCUCCGUUGAACGCCUUUCUAUUAUUAAUAUGCAUCAUGUGUGCGUGGGUAGCGAGUCUGGUUAUGUGCUGGGGAAGUCCGCAAGCGCGCGAUCACACUAGCUCACAUGAGCCGUGAGUGAGGCGGCAGGAUUGUGACAAAGACCCAUGGCCGGGGGUUGGUGGGUGCGUUGUGUGUGUAUCUGGGCCGUGAAUGUCGUUAAACCACCAAGCCUUCCUUGCAGCAGUCGCUGGCCCGGGGGCGAUGCCCAGCUGCUGUUUGUGGGGCAGGCAAGCUGCGUGUUAAGGUUCCCCUGAAGCGGGCAAUGGUGUGGAACUGCACCGAGCACUGUUUGGGAUGGGCGGGGGAUUGUCGCGGUGUUAAUGAAAUGCGAGGGUGGGCACAUAGCGGGGGGACAGGGGUUGGGUGUAUGGUAUGUGGGCAUGACACGGAAAGACCAUGCAAGAAGCCGCUUACGGCCAGGCAGGCUGUCCUGGGCAGAGUGCUGGCAUAAUCGAUACGAUUGAGCCCGUGUGCACAAGAAUGUCAUCGGUGUGCGCGAGAGUCCCAAGAACAGCAUGCAGGGGGGAGGGGAUUGCGGUGGAUUACGUGAGGGGGUGUGCAAGAAGCGUGGGGUUCUUUGCUCAAGCCGCUAAGCCAAACAUGAGCGGUACAUACACGGGCCACUGCUAUGGCUGAUGAGUGAUGACCAUGGGUAGCAGCAUUGAUGCGCGUACGGUUACAAGAACACUAUGAGGGAGCUAUUAGUGCAAGGCGUGGUGCGGGGGCACCCCUGCGCGGGAUUAGUUGCUGGCGGUGUGUGAAUGGCAUGUUUCGGUACGUUAUGGAUUUCUAGGUUCGCUUGAAAGGAGGGCACGGGUGAGAUGCUGCAGCAGAGGAGCAGCCUUUCCUGUGCGACGCAACGUGCGCGUCGUGUGCGAGCACGAUCUUAGUUCAAACGGUACCCCUGCGUGUGCGUGUGGAAGGCCGCCCUGCUCAGAGCGGCUGGCUGUCCGUUAUACGUAUUUCCGGUUGAUCGCACGAUUGCGCAAAACAAUUACUGAGCGUAAACGAACUAAGUUGGAGGUGGCUCGCCUGGGCAGACACUUGGCUGGCGGUGCCUGUGAAGACUAAACCCCGGAAUGGGGAUGGAGCUAUUUCGGCAGACCUUCGGCCUCGAAUGUUGUGGCAUGCUGAGGACUCAUCCCGUGGAUGGAGCGAGGGAAAGCGUGUUCGUCGCAUCGGCGGAUAUGGGGGAGCCGCAGCAAUUUGCCGUGGGCUGUGUGCAAGCGUUGUGUAUGAGCCGCGUGCUUCUCAUGCAUUCGAGUGAAGCGUGUGCCAAACCAAAUCUUGUGUGGCGUUGCGGAGGAGGUGUGGGCGGAAGAAAGCGUUUACGGAAGCGAGUGAGAGGAGGUGCAGCAUCUGCACCGGCUGUACAUGUUGUGUUGUGUGUGGUUACAAGGUGGUGAGCACGACGUGCAUUCCUGUCCUUGUAGAAACCUAGGCCCGGGCCGGGGGGCCCUUAUAACGCCUGCAACACUUAUAUAUGCAGCUAGUUUGGUCCCCGAAUGGGGGUGCUUAUGCUCCUGUGCUCCCAAAUGGAAUCUAGUAACGCGGCUAACCUGGCUGGGUCUGCAUUCUGCAUGACGGCCUGCAUUCCGCCUGUAAAAUCGAUCUCGC